UAAUUUUAAUUCAGUUUUCUAAUAUGUCUUGUCCGGGAAUCCCUGAACCUUGAAAGAAUGGUCUUCCUCAAGGCUAUAAAAUAAAAUAUGUAAUUAUAUGUAUGAAUUAUCUAACGAGAGUGACGCAAAUCUCGUCUUCUUAUAUACACAUAACGGAAACCGGUCAUUCUCCCUCCAUAUUUGACCACUGUCCCCACCUCUUAAUUCUUUUGCGAUCAGUCUGAGAACAUUCUGUAUAAGAAGCUAGUUUAUAUUUAUUUGUGCCCAGGUCAAUAAGACGUUGCCGGCAGUGAGUGUCAAUCUGUCAUUUCUUUCGGCAAAUUUUGGUGGUUUGUGUGUUGUUUAUGUAACUGUUUACUCGAGUGAUAAAAUCAACAAUUAUCGAACAAAAUUGUACUUGUUUCGUUUUAAACAAUAAAAUGUUUAAAAUUCAUUUUAUUUAUCAGAACAUUUAUCAUGGCAUGAAAGUAAUUGUGUAAGAAUAAAUACUGAAUAUUUUGACGAAAAAGAUUUGAUUUAAGAACCAAAUCAUUUGACUAAUCAAAUUGUUAAAGAACUGGAACUAUGGAUAAAUUAUGUAUCAUCCUUUUAAUUUCUUCAUUAUUGCAAUAUCAGGUGCAAGCUGUUCCUUAUAAUCUGACAAAAACUCGCUAUGUGAGUUCUGAUGUUCUUAAGGACCCAGAUGAGCCUAUUCACACGGUACAGGAACGUCGAUUGCAUAAUUGGUAUUCCUUUUUUCUAGCAAAUAAUAGAGCACGAUCGCCUGACACAGAUGGGAAAAUAAUAUUUCCUGACGAUGUUUCAAUUAGACCAACUCCAACACCACCAAGAUCAGUCCCAGUAUGCAAAAAUUCUACAUUUUGUGAGCAAGCACAAGAGUAUCCUAAAGAUUAUCUGAAAAUUGCUUUAAGAAUGAAUCCUGAUUUGAAGUAUCUUGCUUCGGUUGAUGAACCGGUAGAGAGAACUGAAAUCGAUCAGAGAAUAGAUGCAACAACUGAUGAUAGUCUUUGCCUCGCUCGAGAAAAUGUGGUGUUUCCAAAAAGCGCUGAGAAUAAGCAGAGACAGUGGCGUUAUAUUGUAAAUGACGAUGAUUUUCUUCAAGGCGUUCGUAUUGAAACGUGCAUGUCUGAAGGUAGUGGCUGCCGAAUAAUAGAAGGAUUUGCUGAAGGCUAUAGAACAUAUUGCAAACAGAAAUAUAUCUAUCGUCAAUUAGCAUCUAUUACUACUGAUGGAUCGUUAUCACCAGAUUUUUUUAAGUUUCCAUCCAGCUGUUGUUGUCAUAUUCACUUUGUUGGAAGUCCAAUGGAAAGAAUAGGUUUUAUUGGUCGAUCACGAGAGAAAGGCAUGUCCAAAGCAAAGAGUAGUAAUUGAAGACUUGCAUUUUUCAUUUACUUGUGUUCAGAGAAAAUUAAGAAAUGUUGCUCAUUAAAUUAUAUUGAGUUAAUAUAAAAUAUAUUAAUAUGAAAAUUUAUCAAUCAAA
Messenger RNA from Chelonus insularis, 1480 nucleotides. RefSeq names its product protein spaetzle-like. The transcript is spliced from 6 exons. The coding region runs from base 565 to 1371 and encodes 268 amino acids. NCBI's taxonomy places the organism in Eukaryota, Metazoa, Arthropoda, Insecta, Hymenoptera, Braconidae. Gene Ontology annotation, molecular function: growth factor activity; Toll binding. The record is from RefSeq and is a predicted model, not a curated record. Gene Ontology annotation, biological process: central nervous system formation; innate immune response. Gene Ontology annotation, cellular component: extracellular region.